Cotesia congregata is the source of this 812-nucleotide messenger RNA. The record is from the annotation of a GenBank genome assembly. Lineage: Eukaryota; Metazoa; Arthropoda; Insecta; Hymenoptera; Braconidae.
AAUGAAAAUCGAGAGACACGCGGCAACCCGCAAAGUGUAAGAGUGUGGAUCUGGCACCUUUGAUCGAGUUCCCUUUUUUUUGGGAACUCGAAAACCCUCGUUUAUUUAUAAUGAUACCGGGAGAGAGUGGGAUAAAAGGGGUAACAUCAUUCUGGGAAAUAGUAGACGACUCUCUGUGGAAUAGGACGAGUAAAUUAAACCCUGAGAGCGACAGAAUAACUGCGACGGCUGUGUUAGACUUACCGACUUUUAAUGACACUUGUCAGGUUAAAGUUUACGGCACUGUCACUUAUAAGAUGGAUGAAAUGGAACUGCAAGCACCUGUUAACUUUCUCAGUCUUACAACAACUCAGGCGAUUGACAAAUCAUUAACACCAAGGUACGCCAAAGAUCUUCAUCAAAGUGUAGUUGCUAUGAAAGCUGCCGCUAUUGAGAAAGUAAUAGCGGUUCCGCUGCAUGCAGAUGGACGGGGUAUCAAAAUACUCAGCUUCAUCGAAAAUAAAGAUUUCCAAGAAAUUUUGAAUGAUGUUCAUGUUUCGAAAAAUCCUGAAGUUUUCCGGAACUGUUUGAUUGAAGUUUUGUCUGUUGAAAGCGCUGUUACUAUGAGGAUUUCUGCAAGGUCGACGGCACAACUGAAUAUUUUAAUUCACAUGCUCCAAGCGGAAUUUCCGGAUGCCAUUGAGACAGGAAAACAGGAUAAAAUCACCGACGCAGUGAUUGCACUAGAAAACGAAAUAAAAUUGAAACUUGGGUGUGAUGAACCCACCAAUCUACUUAAGGCCAAAGUCGUCACUGACUUAUUAGUCCCUUAA